CUCGCUCGCUCCUUUCCGUACUAUCCCUGAAGUGAUCCCGCUGAUACAAACGAUAGUACUGCUGUAGCUUGAUUCCAGCACAUCAACUCCUGUCAAUUAACGAAGCGAACAUCAUGGCGAAGAAGAAGAAAAGCACGAAAAAGAAGAAGCGUGUGGCGGUGCACAUCAGGGAGAACAUCAAGGGCAAGAGAGAGGCCGCCGCCUCUGCGGAUGGGGAAGUCGGUGCCGACAAGCGAGCGCCCCUGCUGGCAGCCCCUUUGGGCGUAGGGAAGCCGAAGCGUCCUCGAGAGCCAGCAAACGAUGCAGCGUCACUGGGGAAGGCCAAAGACGACCCUGCCCGCAAAGAAAAAGAGCGUACUGACGCGAACAACUAUCUCGCGGGAUGGCUGGCCGUACGCAAGGCGAAAGAGGCCGCCGAAGAGGCGGGAGUUGCACCGCCUCCCGCAACAGGCGUGUGGAAGUUCAACAAGAACACACAGGCCUGGCUACUUCGGCAUGUCUUCUCUGAUGAUCAGAUCGACGACAAGAGGUUUGAGACUCUCUGCCUGUAUCUCGAAGGCCUCAAGGGAGCUGGCCGACAGGCGAGGGCGCGGGUGCUGGCCGCCGCACAAGCGAUCAUCGACAAGCACGGCCCCGAUGAGGGGAAGGAGCAAACGGCGGUGGAACGCGAGGCAGCGGCAGCGGAAGUCGCGACGGCUGACGACGAAACCGUCACGAACGAAACGGCAGCGGUUGUCCCGAGCGGGUACAACAGCGAUUCCACCGACGACGAGGCGGAGGAUAAUGAUGGCGGCGCUUUUGCGGUGGAACAGCAGGCGGGAGGGGAAGGGGGGGUAGCGGCGUUAACCCCGGCGGCGACAAAAGCAGGCAAUGCGGGGGAAUUCUCUUUCGGGUUCUUUGAUGGCACCGCUGAGGAGGCGACCUCCAAGACGGCGGCGAAGGAGGAAUCAGAUAGCGAUGGUAGCAGCAGCAGCAGCGAUGACGAAGAGGGUGGCGACGGUGGAGGUGCGGUGGAAGACCUGUCGCCCGCAACCAAGAAGCCGAGGAAAGCCCGAUCAGCCUUGACCGGCAAGUCUAAGGCGGAGGCAAAGGCUAAGGCUGCCGCGGUGGCGUACGAGAGGGCCCUCCAGGUAGCAGAAGUGCUCGCCUAGAGGCACUCGUCGUACCAGUGGUAGCGUUCGCAACCCGUACAACUCGCCAUGUAGGCGGCCGAAACUCUCUACUACAACUCGCCACGUAAGCGGUCGAAACUCUCGAUACAGAGGUUAGCGCCCGCACUCUAGAACCACUUGUGGUCAUGCUACGAAUGGACGCCGUAUAGGUUGUAAUGUAGGGGCUCUUACCCGAGCUCACAGAUGGUCCUCAAAGUUCUUAGAUUUUUAGUUGUUUCGAGGUUCUAUUGGUUCACUGCGAAGUUGUCAAGUGACGGCGCCAACUCCAAAGUAGUGAUCUGCGAGAGCACCAGCUACUAUGUUACUGCAAUAUCUGCAUUUGUACCCCUCACACAGACUGCCACAGUCGACUCUGAGCAAACGUGCAAGUGACGCUCAUUUCGUGCUGGCUUCCGCCUGUGGCGUGCUCUGGCGUUGUGGGUGCAAGUUGUGUGCUACCUGUCCGUGAUUGGUGUGUGCCGAUGAGGAGGUGUGGUGUGGCUGUUACCGCUCUGCUUUGUUUGCAAGGACGAAUAUGUAGUAGUCGUUGGUCUCCUACUUGCGACGCCUAUGUAUCAUAGGUGAAGCCCAUUUCUGUACAUGUCAGUCUUUUGUUGAAAUUCGCGAUGCAUGUGGCUGGUAUCAUAUGGCAUCAGGUCUGAAGUAGCUUUGCGUCUUUCACGCACAUGCGAGAAAACUUGUUGGUGUACAAUAAGCUAAACGCACGAAGUGGUCCCAUUUCUGGUGUCUGCCCUUCUUGAUGUGCAAAAGCAGACACAUGGCAGUCCUGGU
Ectocarpus sp. CCAP 1310/34 is the source of this 1943-nucleotide messenger RNA. Lineage: Eukaryota; Phaeophyceae; Ectocarpales; Ectocarpaceae. The record is from the annotation of a GenBank genome assembly.